Molecule: messenger RNA, 999 nt
Organism: Alternaria atra
Lineage: Eukaryota; Fungi; Ascomycota; Dothideomycetes; Pleosporales; Pleosporaceae
Exons: 2
Coding region: 1-999 (332 amino acids)
Source: RefSeq, a predicted model, not a curated record
AUGGCAGGCACAAUCCAGACCCCGCAGCCUAAUGGCGAUGCACCUUCACGUCGCGGAAUUUACUUCCUCACGCAUCCUCGCUCAGCAUCCAACCUCUUCCAAACCAUGAUGUCUAAGCAACCCGGGUAUCAAAACUCGGGCUAUAAGCUCUUUGACGCUGGUUUUGCUACCUUGGCGCAACUUGAACAGGGGAAAGUAAGUGAGAUGUUAGAGGAAGAGCGGGAGAAGCUGUAUGAGAUGUUCCGUACGGCAUUUGGCAAGUUAGAGGAUGAGUUGGAUGAUUGUGCGAAAAACGGCAAGCAAGCCUUCAUAAAAGAACACACCCUCUUCCUCUCCGCGCCCGACAAAAUCUCCUCAUCAGCCUACCCUGGAGACAACCCCCCUCUCCUUACCGUCUAUCGACGCAACGAACCUCACGAUGCAAAUACUAUUUACACAAACCCUACUUCGGUCCCUGAUAGCUUCCUCCUCUCUCUACAACCUAUCUUUAUUAUCCGGCACCCUAUACUGAUGUUCCCCUCGAUGCUACGCACGCAAAAAGGCUGGAGGCCUGAUCCCCAUCCUAGCUCGCCCUACUGCCGCAUCUUUUUGAACCUCCGGCACUCCCGCGCGCUGUACGAUUGGUACUUAGAACACGGUGCGAGUGCUGAUAUCAUGCCGCGCGUUAUUGACGCUGACGACAUUAUGUUAAACCCUGCUGCUGAGCGCCAAUUGUGUGAGCAGACAGGUUUGCAUGCAGAUAACGUGCAGUAUGAAUGGGACGAGAGAAAAAUAGAGACCCCGCGGCAAGCGAGGUUUUUAGGCACGAUUAGUGCGUCAAGGGGCAUUAAACCUGGUCUCGAGGCUAAGGGGAAGAGUCUAGAGGAAGAAAGGGAGAAGUGGGUACAGGAGUUUGGGGAAGAGGAUGCGGAGGACUUAGCACGGUUUGUAAACGAUGCGAUGGAGGACUAUAAGUACCUGCAUAGUAAAAGGACUACUGGUGAUCUGGUGGAGGCGUAA